AUGCGCGCCCAAAUCCUGGAAUCCUUCAACAAACCGUACACCUUCAAAUCCGACCACCCUGCGCCUCCGGCACCACAAGGCUAUGAGCUCCUCAUCCGAGUCCAGGCCGCGUCAUACUGCCAUACGGACGCGGUCUUCGCGUCGGGCGCCAUGCAGCAGGGCCUGCCGCGCAUUGGCAGCCAUGAAUUUUCUGGGAUUAUCGACUCGCUCGGUCCGGAGGCGGAGAAAGUUGCAGAGAAAAGGGGCUUGAAGAAGGGAGAUCUGGUCGGCGUGCCGGGACGAGCGUUCAACCCGUGCGGAGAAUGUUCCGAGUGCGUGCACAACGACGGCGACAUGCCCGGGUAUGGCGUCUGGUGCACACGCGCGCGCAACCUCGGGCUGACCCGGGACGGGGGCUUCCAGGACUGGUGUCUCGUUGAUAGUCGGCAGGUUGCGCGGGUACCGGAGACUGGGGGCAUGAGGGCCGUGGACAUUGCGCCGUUGAUGUGUGCGGGCGUGACGGUGUGGAAUUCGCUCGAGGCGGCGGGCGUGCAGACGGCCGAAGGUCAGGCAAAUGGAGAGGGCAAGUAUGUCGCGAUCUUGGGCGCAGGGGGUGGGCUGGGCCACCUGGGCGUGCAGUUUGCGGCGAAGCUGGGGUGGAAUGUCGUCGCCGUGGAUACGACGCCGGCGAUGGGGAUGUUGGACGACGUGGUCAAGGAGCUCGGCGAGGACGGCAAGCGGGUCCACGUCGUGGACGCGCUCAAGGAGUCCGUGGAGGACGUCAAGAACCGCAUCUUCGGCGCGGCGGCGCAGGGCCUCGAGGGCGAAAAGGGCUGCGACUCGUCCAUCAUCCUGCCGGAGUCGCAGGCCGCGUUUGACUUUGGCAUGGCCGUGCUGAAGAACCACGGCACCUGCGUGGCGGUGAGUUUCCCCAAGGAUGGCUGGAAGUUCAAGCCCGGCGAUCUCGUCUUUCGACACAUCAAGUUGGUGGGCGUCUUGACCGGGAGGAAUCGCCAGUUGCAGGCCAUGGUGGAUUUUGCGGCCAAGCACGGAGUCAGGGCCAGGAUCCGGACGUAUCCACUGGAGCAGUUGAACGGGUUGGUGGAGGACUAUCAUAAAGGGGUCGGUGGGAAGUUGGUGGUUGAUAUGCAGUUGAAACCAUAG
Cladophialophora yegresii CBS 114405 is the source of this 1143-nucleotide messenger RNA. RefSeq lists its product as uncharacterized. The coding region runs from base 1 to 1143 and encodes 380 amino acids. The record is from RefSeq and is a predicted model, not a curated record. NCBI's taxonomy places the organism in Eukaryota, Fungi, Ascomycota, Eurotiomycetes, Chaetothyriales, Herpotrichiellaceae. The transcript has a single exon.